This is a messenger RNA of Glycine soja, 777 nucleotides long. RefSeq names its product polycomb group protein FIE1-like. Lineage: Eukaryota; Viridiplantae; Streptophyta; Magnoliopsida; Fabales; Fabaceae. Gene Ontology annotation, molecular function: protein binding; nucleosome binding. Gene Ontology annotation, cellular component: ESC/E(Z) complex. Gene Ontology annotation, biological process: negative regulation of transcription by RNA polymerase II. The annotation marks the transcript as partial. The transcript has 8 exons. The record is from RefSeq and is a predicted model, not a curated record.
CCUGUGGUGGGAUCAUUGAUUCCUGCGAAGAAGAAGGAUUACAGAGUCACCAAUCGCCUCCAAGAGGGAAAACGUCCUCUAUACGCCAUCGUUUUCAACGUCCUUGACUCUCGCUACCUUGACGUUUUCGCCACUGUUGGGGGCAACAGGGUUACUGUUUAUCAAUGCCUUAAAGAAGGGGUUAUUGCAGUUUUGCAAUCUUAUGUGGAUGAGGAUAUUUUUGUUGGCCAUGGAGACUCCAUAAAUGAAGUCAAAGCUCAAAUAUUAAAUCCAUCACUUGUGGUAUCUGCAAGCAAAGAUGAAUCUAUCCGGUUAUGGAAUGCUCAUACUGGAAUAUACAUUUUGAUAUUUGCUGGAGCCAGGGGACAUCGAAAUGAAGUCUUAAGUGUUAGUUUUGGACAUGUAGAAAAAUCAUCCACAUGGACAUAUCCUUCUUCUAAGUUUCCAACAAAAUUUGUCCAGUUUCCUAGUGUUGAUAAUGAAAUGAUCUUGUGGGGACCUAAAGUGAAAGAACAAACUCCAGGGGAGGGUGUAGUUGACGUUCUUCAUAAAUACCCGAUUCCCGAUUGUAAUAUUUGGUUCAUCAAGUUUUCUUGUGACUUCCAUUUCAACAUAGUUGCAGUAGGUAGAGCAUUUGAAGCAACCAAAAUUCCUUCUCCAUACCUCUUUAAGUAAAAUACUCAUUUGGGUGGUGGCUUCCAAAUACAUCGUAAGCAAGACGCAAAUAAUCAACCUGGGACAAACUUGAAAUUUCUGAUGUCAGAUAAGAUCGGUUAA